Micropterus dolomieu (smallmouth bass) is the source of this 2480-nucleotide messenger RNA. Its product is annotated as cytochrome P450 3A27-like. Gene Ontology annotation, molecular function: steroid hydroxylase activity; heme binding; iron ion binding. The record is from RefSeq and is a predicted model, not a curated record. The transcript is spliced from 15 exons. Lineage: Eukaryota; Metazoa; Chordata; Actinopteri; Centrarchiformes; Centrarchidae. Bases 201 to 1685 code for a protein of 494 amino acids.
UCAACCGUACAUGUUUGAACCGGAGUCCGAUCCAGAAACAACGGCAGAACAACCAGAACCAGCUUCACAACCUAGACUGGAGCAAGACGUUUCCGAGUGGUGUACUUGUGAAAACUGUUCAACAAUGCCCACCGAAGUUGAAAACGUCUGUUGCCAAGAAAUACGAAAGCUGCGGCCAGACAUUCCCACCUCUCCCGAGCAUGACUCACUAUGUACUGCUUACACAUGCAGGGAGAUAUGGAUAUGCUCCAUAUGGCUUUUUCAAGAAAAUAGGCAUCUGUGGACCCACACCAUGGCCCUUUAUUGGGACAUUUUUGGAAUACAGAAAGGGCAUCCACAAUGUUGACACAGACUGCUUUCAGACAUAUGGAAAGGUGUGGGGGUUGUACGAUGGCAGGAAGCCUGUAAUGGGUAUAAUGGACACAACUAUGAUCAAAACAGUCUUGGUUAAGGAGUGUUAUUCUAAUUUCACCAACAGACGGGAUCUGGGCCUGAAUGGACCCUUAUACGAUGCUAUAUCAAUAGUAGAAGAUGAAGAAUGGAAGAGAAUUCGCAGUGUACUCUCUCCAUCUUUCACCAGUGGACGACUGAAAGAGAUGUACAAGAUAAUGUUGCAACACUCAAGUAACCUGAUGAAGAGUCUUCACAAGAAAGCAGAGGCAGAUGAAGUCAUAGAGGUUAAAGAAGUUUUUGGACCUUACAGUAUGGAUGUUGUGACCAGCACUGCCUUCAGCGUGGACAUUGAUUCCAUCAACCAUCCCACUGAUCCUUUUGUAGCAAACAUUAAGAGAAUGGUCAAUUUCAACCUCUUGAAUCCCUUGCUUGUAAUUGUGGCUCUGUUUCCAUUCAUGCGGCCUAUUUUUGAGAAGAUGAAUGUGUCCUUGUUCCCUGCUGAAGUGUCUGAUUACUUCUACAACUUUCUAAAGAAGGUCAAAUCAGACCGGAAGAAGAAUGAACACAAAAACCGAGUGGACUUCAUGCAGUUGAUGGUGGACUCUCAGAUUUCGGAGAACAAAGAGGGUACAAGCUCCCAAAAAGGGCUGACAGAUCACGAGAUCCUUUCUCAGGCCAUGUUAUUCAUCUUUGCUGGCUAUGAAACCAGUAGCAGCUCACUGGGAUUUUUAGCGUAUAACCUGGCAACCCACCCUCAGAUCCAAAAAACCCUACAAGAUGAGAUUGAUGAAACCUUCCCAGAAAAGGGUCAGCCAACCUAUGAAGCCCUGAUGCAGAUGGAAUACCUCGACAUGGUGGUGAAUGAGUCAUCGAGGCUUUACCCUAUUGCUAGUCGAUUAGAGAGAGUUGCAAAGGCUUCUGUGGAAGUGAAUGGUGUGACUAUCCCUAAAGGAACCGUCAUCAUGAUACCAGUUUACACUCUCCACCGUGACCCUACUUUGUGGCCUGAGCCUGAGGAGUUCAAACCUGAAAGAUUCCGCAAAGAGAACAAAGACAACAUAGAUCCUUAUGCCUUCCUACCAUUUGGAGCAGGGCCAAGAAACUGUAUUGGCAUGCGAUUUGCUCUCUUGAUGAUGAAGUUGGCCAUAGUGGAGAUCCUACAGAAGUUCAGCUUUGUCACGUGCAAGGAGACACAUGUUCCAAUGGAGCUGGCAAGUGAAGGAUUUCUCUCACCCAAGAAUCCCAUCAAACUGAAGCUGGAGCCCAGAACAACUGUUGCCGAUUCGCCCUAAAGCUAACUCUGAUUAUCUGAAACAUGCCAAUUCUCACUAUUAAUCUGCUUCACUAUCAAAUCAAGUCACCAGUUUAUGCUUCCUCGAGUACCUCUUAGAAUAGAUUUGAAAUAUGUAAAACACACAAACUUACCAUUUACCUAUAGCACUGGUUCUCAAACUGGAGGGUGUGGAUGACCAGGGGGAAACUGUGUUGAAUGAACAUGAUUUAUGUAGGGAAAUAAAAAAACAACUCUUUGCUUAUCGCGCUGACCUGAAUCCUUUAUUUUAUUUCAAUCAAAUUCAACCAGGCUCCUUUUUUUAGUUGUUGCUGCCCCAGUAAUGUUAAUGAUUGAUAAGCAUAAAAUUUUUUUCUGCUUCUAUUUUCCCCACUUUUUCUUUUGCAGACAUCUCAAAGAACAUUUGAGUUAAACUUUACCCGUCCUGGCCUGAGACACAAGGAAGGAUCUGUGUUCAUGUGCUCAACGUGCAAGGACAGAAAAAGUUUGAGAACCACUGGUUUGUAUGCUGUAGCAUUUACUAGACCAAAUGUAGAAUUUAAGUUUCCUUCAAACCAGUCUACAGCAUAAAACUCAAUGUAAAUCUGAUUAAAGGGCAGAAUUUAAAACAUCUUGCAAAACUGACAUUCUUUCAACGAGGAAUUUCAUAACAACAUUUACUAUGUACGUCAUAAUUGCAGUGAGAAAAACUGUAAAGCCCAGGCAACAACUUGAAUCCAAAAGCAUGGUUCUAAACAAACCACUGCUGAUGUGUUUUGUAAUUUCAGCAAUAACAGAAUUCCUUUGCAAUAUGUUA